This is a messenger RNA of Botrytis sinoallii, 426 nucleotides long. RefSeq lists its product as uncharacterized. The record is from RefSeq and is a predicted model, not a curated record. Bases 1 to 426 code for a protein of 141 amino acids. Gene Ontology annotation, molecular function: carbon-sulfur lyase activity. NCBI's taxonomy places the organism in Eukaryota, Fungi, Ascomycota, Leotiomycetes, Helotiales, Sclerotiniaceae. The transcript is spliced from 3 exons.
AUGGAAGGUAAAUGUCUCUGCGGCGCCAUCACCGUAACAAUCAAUGACUCGGAACUCUUCUCACGUCCAAGAGGCCAUUUAUGUCAUUGUCUGAAUUGUAGAAAGACAGCCUCAUCGGCAUUUGGGAGUAACCUGGCAAUCGAGAGUGAAAAAGUGACGAUUAAAGGGGCGGAAAAUAUGAAUGUAUAUGAAGACUAUGAUACCUCGAGCGGAAAAUGUGUUAGGAGGCACUUUUGUAAAACAUGUGGAAAUCCAAUUCAAUCAAUCGCCGAAGCAUAUCCUGGUAAGACCAUUUUGAAGAUGGGAAUCUUCGAGAAAGUCAUGACGCCAGAAUGGGAAAGUUUCGUGAAGGAUAGACAUCCAUGGGUACCAGCAUUGGAAGGAGCGGUGCAAUUUAAGUCGGAAAGUGGUGGAGAGAAAAUGUAG